AUGUCGCAAACCACGCCCGACUCCGAGAGCAAGGCUCUAUCGAGGGAAGCUUCUCUCGAUAAGAUGAAGCUCGAUGGAACUACAUCUCAUGUCGAGCAGACGCAACACGUUGACUUUGACGAUUCUAUUGAGGAUACCGAGCCGUCUAAGGCGGUGUGGCUGAUCACCUUCACCGUCGCCAUGGGCGGUUUCUUGUUUGGUUACGACACCGGUGUGAUCUCGGCCGUUCUCGUCAGUCUCAAAAGUGAUCUCGGACACGAAUUGGAUUCGCACGAACAGGAGUUGAUCACGUCCAUUACAUCUGGUGGCGCGUUGAUCGGUGCCGUGAUCGCUGGUCUUCCGGCCGAUAGAUACGGGCGAAAGCUCGGCAUCUAUAUCGGCUGCGUUCUCUUCCUCGUCGGUACAAUCAUUCAAGCUGCUGCGUUCUCUGUGGCGCAAAUGACCGUCGGACGCUUCAUUGUCGGGUUGGGAGUCGGUUCUGCGGCCAUGAUUAUCCCUCUCUACAUUGGCGAGCUCGCACCCGCCAAACACCGCGGCCGCAUGAUCGCAUUCGAUAACAUGAGCGUAACUCUCGGGCAACUCAUCUCCUACGCUUUCGGUGCAGGCUUUACCGAACUUCCUCACGGAUGGCGCUACAUGGUCGCCAUCGGCGGCGUCCCGCCAAUUAUCCUCGCUUUCCUUCUGCCAAUGUGCCCUGAGUCGCCCCGACAGCUCAUCUCUCACGGAAAGCUCGAGGAGGCCACGCGCGUCAUUAAGCGUGUCUACCCUCAUGCGACGGAAGAACAGGUCAACGCCAAGAUCGGACACAUGACGUGGGUGGUCGAGGUGGAGGCACAGGCUACGUCUGGCUCGCUGUGGGACCGCUUCAAGGAGUUGCAUGUUGUGCCUGCCAACUUCCGCGCCCUUAUUACCGCGUGCGCUAUCAUGGCCAUAAGUCAGCUGAGCGGUUUUAACUCACUUAUGUACUACUGUGCGAACACAAAACAGCCCGUAGCGGCUCCCGGAGUUGGGGGUUCUAGAAGAGCUUCGAAGCGUGUGACGAGGUAA
Colletotrichum costaricense is the source of this 1047-nucleotide messenger RNA. RefSeq names its product myo-inositol transporter. Gene Ontology annotation, biological process: myo-inositol import across plasma membrane. The record is from RefSeq and is a predicted model, not a curated record. The coding region runs from base 1 to 1047 and encodes 348 amino acids. Lineage: Eukaryota; Fungi; Ascomycota; Sordariomycetes; Glomerellales; Glomerellaceae. The transcript has 4 exons. Gene Ontology annotation, cellular component: membrane. Gene Ontology annotation, molecular function: myo-inositol:proton symporter activity.